This is a messenger RNA of Juglans regia (Persian walnut), 2680 nucleotides long. RefSeq lists its product as uncharacterized. The transcript is spliced from 3 exons. Bases 395 to 2149 code for a protein of 584 amino acids. NCBI's taxonomy places the organism in Eukaryota, Viridiplantae, Streptophyta, Magnoliopsida, Fagales, Juglandaceae. The record is from RefSeq and is a predicted model, not a curated record.
UUUCUUUUUCUUUCGUCGUCUUGAAGUGUUUUGACGGAGUAGCUACAUAGGCAUGAGUCUUUCCUUCCAUAAAGCAGCAAUAAUAUGUGAGUUUUGAGCCGAUCUUCCCUUCAUCAGAAACGAAAUUGGGUCUGAAAUUACAAGCUUUAUUUUAACUUCUGGAGCCAAAGUCAGAUCAUUUAUGUUGCUGCAUGGGAGUAUUGAUGGUUUCUGAUAUGAUUUGUGGAUUAAUUUAAUGGUUGGACGCUGCGUUCUUUGAGAUAAUUAAGAACAAGCAACAAUCUGAUCGACCACAUUUUUUGGAAGCAUUUGAAAAUUGUUCAAAGGACAUCCAUCCAGUUCCGAGUUCAUUGUUCAGAGAAAUUAGUUGUGGAGACAACUGAGAGAGCGGGACAUGCAGUCUAUUGAAUUCCCUUUCCACGAUCAUCCGUUGAUCUUAAAUGAAGAGACCAAAAAGGAUGGUAAAAUACGUUAUUGUCGGGUGUGCCUUCAACGAGUAAGGGGUCCUAAUUACAGUUGCGAGCAGGACUGGUGUGUCUACGUCGUCCAUAAAUCAUGUGUCGAACCACCCAGCGAGAUACAGCAUCCGUUGCACCCGGAACAUACCCUUAAGAUCAGUACUACAAUAAAAGAUUGCGAUGGCGGCUGUAAUGAAUACCGGAGGUGCUACAUGUAUAAUUGUUCUCACUGCAACUUUAACCUUCAUCAAGAUUGCGCUUUGCUACCGCUCACCAUAAAAACUGAAAGUCAUGACCAUCCUCUGACCCUCCUUCGAAAAUCAUUGUCUUUCACUUGCGAUGCUUGUGGGGAAAAAAGAAAGUGCAUGUCCUACUUUUGUAUGACCUGCUCAUUCAUGGUUCACACGCAGUGUGCUCUCUUUCCCUUGAAUCUCACAAUAACAAGUCACAACCACCCUCUGAGUCUGAACCUCAUCAAAAACUCUCCUCAGCUCAACCAAUCCGAGAAUCAGCAAAUUUGUCAUCUCUGUUUUAAAAGGGUGAACACAAAAUACAAAUGUUAUUAUUGCUCGAGUUGUGAUUUUGUUGCACAUCCUCUUUGUGCUACAAACUUUUCCGAGAAGAAUGAAGCAUUUGACCCGGAAUUCAAAGAUGAUCAGCCUAUUUUGUCCCCUGACCUUCUUGGGCCUGAUGAAUCUAGUGACACAUUAGCUCAAAUUGUCAACAAGAUCACCCCGGAAAACGGAAAAGCUGAAAUCGUCACAGAGAUCAAACAUAUCUCUCAUGAACAUAACUUAAAGCUUGCAGUUGAUGAGCUAGAGAACAAUGAAAAAUGUAACGGGUGUACGCAGUAUCUCUCCUCUGAUCCGUAUUAUUGUUGUUUACAAUGCAAGUUCUUUCUUCACAAAUCUUGUGCUGAUUUACCCCGAAAAAAAUUACACCCGCUUCAUGACCAUCCACUCACCCUCGUCCCAAACAAAUUUCUUGACUAUGAUAGACUCUUGGGCUGCGAUGCUUGUGAUCGUCAGUGUAAUGGCUUCGUAUACAGUUGUGCUAGCUGCCGCUUCAAGCUCGAUGUCCCUUGCAGUUUGAUACCAAAAAGAGUUACCCAUAAGGGUCAUGAGCACCCACUCAUUGUUAUUCACAGAACACGGCCUGAUUUCGGACAUAAGGACAUCUGUAAUUCAUGUGGCGAACGUAUUGUCCGUGAGACAAUUUAUUGUGGUUAUUGUCAAUUUAAGAUAGGCUUCUGCUGCGCUACCCUACCGCUUACCAUAAAAUAUUGGCCGUAUGAGAAACCUUUCAUACUCUCUUACAGCAUUGAGGAUGACUCUAGUCAUGAGUAUUAUUGUGAUAUUUGUGAAGAAAAGCGAGAUCCGAAGCAUUGGUUCUACUAUUGUGAAGAUAUCUCUUUUGCUGCUCACACUAGAUGUAUUAUGGGGAAGUACCCCCGUAUCAAGGUCGGGAGCACUUACACAUUCGACUUCCACGAGCAUCCUCUCACUUUUGUUGAGAGGGACGAGGUUCAAUAUCCUAAAUGUCUCUCUAGUAGUCAUGAUUAUGGAGAUGAUGAUCGUCUUAUGCAUCGAUUUUUCUUCUUAUGUGUCAAGUGUGAUUUCAUUGUUGGUGAUAGUUGUUUGUGGAAGAUAAGGAAACGGCCGCAUAGCUACGCACAGGCAUCUAGCGACUAAAAUUGGACGCAUGCUAGCAUUUACGUACCCUGUGUCUUGGGAUGAAUAAAAUCCAGGUAAUUCAUGAUCGGGCUCUGAAAGACAUGAUGCAUGUUAGACAUUUCAAUCCAACGUCACAAUCUCAUGGUUCUAAAUCAAUAUUUGCUGAAACUGUUCAAACGUCUGAGCAAGUAGUACUGCAUGCGCGCAGCUUCAUUGUAAACUAGAAACGAGAUCAGGACCCACCCUCCCAACUCUAGAAGAUCAUGAUGUGAUGGAUGCAGGCCAGGGGUGAUUCUUGCAAUAUAUAUCUUGGCCCUAAUUUCUGCAUGCUUGCUUGGGCAAGCUGAUCAUGUAAUAUAUCUAUCUCUCUCAUAUAUAGUGUCUGCUUGUGACGAGGACAAACGUGGUAUUUAUUUAUUUACUUAUGAUGUUUUACUUAUUCAUCUUGGUCUCAUCAGUUCUGAUCUCAUAAUAUAUAUUAAUGUUGAAUUAUGUUACCGCUAUCUUCGAUUCGAUUCAAUUUAAGAUUUGUUGUCAUUCAUUUAGCAA